AUGGCACAUGACAAUCACGAGGUCAAAAUGAGCAAGGCUCAGAAGAAGAAGUCGUUUUCGCACCAUAAGCGUGCACAGGAGGAGCACGUGGUGGCCGCCAAACGCGCGGUGGCGAGGGAGAGGAAGGAGAAGAAGGCGGAAGCGAGGAGGGCGGAGAUGGAGGAGAGGAAGAAAGAAGUGGUGGUGGUGGUGGAGGUGGAGGGAGAGGGAGAGGUGGAGUGCGCAGGUGACGGUGAAGAGGAGGAAGAUGAGCAGGUAGCGUCUGCCGUUGAGAUGGCGUCUUCUGCGUCCUCCCCUCUGUUGUCGCUCCAGCAGCAAGAGGAGCAGAUGAGGCUAGCUUUCGUCAAUGCUGAGUUCCAGAGGAACUUGGCGGCGUUUCGCCACAUGCGUGACAUCCCGCUCGCGCCUCCACCAGAGGCAGCUGAAGAACAGAUGCCCGGCGAGUACUUCGUGCCGCCACCUCCCAACACCACCACAACGCCCAAUUGGGCUGACGAAGUCCUCGAAGACUUCGACGAAGACUCCGAGAUGCCUUUUUGA
Messenger RNA from Zasmidium cellare ATCC 36951, 540 nucleotides. RefSeq lists its product as uncharacterized. The transcript has 2 exons. The record is from RefSeq and is a predicted model, not a curated record. Lineage: Eukaryota; Fungi; Ascomycota; Dothideomycetes; Mycosphaerellales; Mycosphaerellaceae. The coding region runs from base 1 to 540 and encodes 179 amino acids.